Trichoderma aggressivum f. europaeum is the source of this 2304-nucleotide messenger RNA. RefSeq lists its product as uncharacterized. The record is from RefSeq and is a predicted model, not a curated record. The transcript has 5 exons. Gene Ontology annotation, biological process: proteolysis. Gene Ontology annotation, molecular function: serine-type peptidase activity. Lineage: Eukaryota; Fungi; Ascomycota; Sordariomycetes; Hypocreales; Hypocreaceae. Bases 1 to 2304 code for a protein of 767 amino acids.
AUGGCUUGGUUAUCACGCCUCUCCGCCGUCGCGGGUCUCGUGACAGUGGCACUCGCCGCAGAAGCAUCAACAUCGUCAUCCAAGACUCCCGCUGCCGCGCCCUGUGCACAGAUUGCCGCCUUGUACAAGAAAGAUGUAAAUCGAUUUUCGAGUGAGCUUGGACUCGCUUGUCUGGAAUCAAUACCUUUCAAGUCCGACCUCGCAGUGCAAUUCGUCGAUGACUACACCAAAUAUCUUCAGUGGCAAUCCACGACCGAGAUCCUGAGAGAUCCGCCCAAAGGCUCCGUCUCCUCCACCAUCGACCUCUUUGGUGGCAUGGCAAACAUUCGUGAUAGGGCAGCCGCGAACCUGUACAAGUCCCAAUACGACUUUGACCUCGACUUGACCCAUCUCAUUGGCUUUGCAAAUGAUGGCCAUCUCUCCCUUACGCCGUGUUCAUUCGGCGCCCUUGGCUGGGUCAGCUCUCUUGCUUUAGCUUCACUCUCCGCCGAUGGCGUCUCUAUUCCCAAACUUUACACGCUGACGGACGGCAUCCUCCUAGCAAGGGGAAACACAGACGUAUCCCCCGUGAUACUCAUCAACGGAGUUGGAGCCGAGGUGUAUAUCGAGGAACUCGCCGAGAAUGAGGGUCUCCAGGACGCCGAUGCUCGAUACAACUCCAUGUUGGCCAACGUGCCCAUUGGCCGCGAUGGCGUAGAGCGCGAUGGCGGCCUCACGUUCUUUAGGUCAUUCCCAGGCGUCCACGAGUUCAACGUCACAUUUGCCAACGGAACCAAGGCUUCUUUCCCUCUCACCACGGGCACCUUGACGUCCCUCCCUGACUUUCCUUUCCAGAGUGGCGAGGACAUUUGGGAUGCUCUCUGUGACCCGGCGAAUGCUGAGCCCUCGAAAAAGAGGUCUGUUCAAGAUAUUGUCAGGAACGUUAAGCGAGCGGCGAAAGCAGAGGAACAACCCGCACCCCUCACAUACCCCAAGCCCGUUGUCAAGGAUCCCUUCAACCUGUUGAUUGGAUACUUUCCUGAUGAUGCAGAACUCAAAGAUGUGGCUGUCUUGACUGUUCCUACCUUUUCGACGUCGGGCGAUGGCCUCCCAGAUGACCAGGUCAAGAACUUUGCUCUCGAGGCUCAAGAUUUCGUUAAAAGGGCUCUCGCUUCCGGCAAGGACAGGAUCAUCAUCGACGUCACCAACAACGGCGGUGGUGUUAUCGACUCGGGCUUCGCUUUGGUCAGCAUCUUCUUCCCCAACAUGACCAUCUUCUCGGCAACCAGAUUCCGCUCCGUUCCCGCAACCCAGUUUAUUGUCGAGGCCACCAGCCGCACCAAGAAUCCUUCCGAAGAUCUGCUGGUGACUUCUUUCGGCUUCUCCGUCCCCGAAUUGGUCCAACCAGACCAGAAGACUACGUUUAAGACCGUGGCAGAUUUCCUGGGCCCCUUUGAAACAUUCGGUGUCCCCUCAACGGCCAUUGUCGCCGGCAACGAUUUUGACGAGACCGACCCGAACUCGUCCCCCAUCAACAUCUUUGGUCUUGGAGGAGGCCUCAACGGAACGGAGCCUCCUUUCAAGCCCGAGAACAUUGCCAUUCUCACUGAUGGCCAGUGCUCCUCAACCUGCACCAUCUUCAUCAACCACAUGAUUCCCUAUGGCGUCCGCGUUUUCGCCUCUGGCGGUCGACCCCAAAACGGCCCCAUGCAGGGAAUCGGUGGUGUCAAGGGCAGCCAGGUUCUCGAACUCGAAAACAUCUCACAGCUUUACGACGAGGCCAACGAACUCGUGCAAAACGCCACCGACGCCAAGAAGCCGCUGUUCACCGAGAAGGAAUAUUCCGUGUUCUCGUCUUCCAUCCCCCCUCCCAUUGACAAGCUACCCUUCAGAAUCACCUCAGGAGCAGUCAACUUUCGAAACGCAUUUGCUCCAUUCAAUGAUCAGAUUCCUACCCACUUCAUCUACCAGCCCGCCGACUGCCGCUUGUUCUACACCGCUGAGAUGCUUCUCAAGCCGGAAUUGCUCUGGGUGAACGCCGCCAAAUCCGCGUGGCACAAUGCCGCAUGUGCCUUUUCGGUCCCGUCUCAAAAGGCCAUCAAGGCUGACGACGAUGCCACCCCAGCCUCUGGAUCCGUCAAGUCUGAAUCUAACCCGACUACCACGGAGGCUCCCCAGCCAACUUCUACAACUUCUACACACUCUUCGGAUGACACUCCCGCGGCGUCUGGUGACUCGUCGUCUUCGAAGAAGAAGACGCUGUCUCCGGCCCACAAGGCACUUGGCCUGCUAUUGGCCAUGGCCGAGGGAUUGAGGCCCCAGUAA